Molecule: messenger RNA, 510 nt
Organism: Nannizzia gypsea CBS 118893
Lineage: Eukaryota; Fungi; Ascomycota; Eurotiomycetes; Onygenales; Arthrodermataceae
Exons: 2
Coding region: 1-510 (169 amino acids)
Source: RefSeq, a predicted model, not a curated record
AUGACAGACAGUGAGGGAAAAAAUCGAGAGAGUUGUGCCGAAGAGACUCUGACUAUCCCCUGUAUUGCUUCAACGCCUCGAACCGAUAUUCCGGACAAGCCGCAUGUCGAAUGUCAAUCAUGUAUGCAGUUGCCGCGUACUGGAGGGCAAGGAGUUAUCGCUGUCCCGCCGCACAAGCGCACGAACAGCGCCGUUAAGGACCCAGAAACGGGAGUUGAAGUGAUUUCCAAUUCCGGUCCAGGGUCCCUCAAGCGACUUUUCCAGGGCAUCCCUCGCCAUGCCCCCUCUCCUCUGGCAGCGCAGGGGGGGGGGAGGAAAGACCCCACGUAUAUUCCUGCUAACGAGCCAUCGAAUGAGCAGCGUGAUAUGCAGCAGUCAGGAGCAGAGACUUUGGGCCCACGAAUAGCUGCUCGAGCUAUGCAUCGCACCCCAGCAAAGCGCGGGCCUGCUAACCAUAACUAUUCUAUGCAGCCGGCAUGGCGUGGAUUUCCUUCCCCCUCGAGCUAUUAA